Sphaeroforma arctica JP610 is the source of this 627-nucleotide messenger RNA. RefSeq lists its product as hypothetical. The transcript has 3 exons. Gene Ontology annotation, biological process: pyruvate import into mitochondria. Gene Ontology annotation, cellular component: mitochondrial inner membrane. The record is from RefSeq and is a predicted model, not a curated record. NCBI's taxonomy places the organism in Eukaryota, Ichthyosporea, Ichthyophonida. The coding region runs from base 108 to 497 and encodes 129 amino acids.
AAAGUAAUAACGCCUAACAGCACAUAUAAAUAUAUAUUUUCGCAAUUAUAUCUUACAGACGAACAUUAGCUCAUUAGAGAUCCUUUUGCUUCACGUUUGUAAAAAAGAUGCAAGCAGCGAACCAAGCGGCUCCCGCUCUUCUACGAGGAUGGGUGGGAAAUCAGCGACUAUUUGCCAAUAAAGUGGCAUUGUCUAUGGAGAAAUCAGUUCCAGGCUUUGCAUUUGUCAACAAUGUCACCAACAGUGCACCUUUGUGGAAGUGGGCUCUAGCUAUCGUACCCCUCACUCAGGCCGUCACUGGAGAACCUUCAGUUGAUAAGUUGGACCUGAAUCAGAGUUUGUCGCUGACAUUCACUGGAAUAGUAUGGUCGUACUACGCUACUAUCAUUCAACCUCAGAAUGCGGGUUCCAAGGCUCUGUGCGCUGUGAACAUCGCACUACUCACGUCCAACGGUUACAACGCUUACCGAAAGAUGAAGUAUGACGGCGUUAUUUAAUUCGUUCAGCACCAGAGAGCUAUGUCAUAAGGCAAUAAAUAUUAAUAUUGGUCAUAUAAUAUCACCCCAAAAUGUUCUCUAAUAAAUAGCUCUUGCAUUCCUACAUCAGAGAUUCUGCAAAAUGGUCGAG